Molecule: messenger RNA, 694 nt
Organism: Podarcis muralis (Common wall lizard)
Lineage: Eukaryota; Metazoa; Chordata; Lepidosauria; Squamata; Lacertidae
Gene: POLR2L
Product: RNA polymerase II, I and III subunit L
Biological process (GO): transcription by RNA polymerase I; tRNA transcription by RNA polymerase III; transcription by RNA polymerase II
Cellular component (GO): RNA polymerase III complex; RNA polymerase II, core complex; RNA polymerase I complex
Molecular function (GO): DNA binding; zinc ion binding
Source: RefSeq, a predicted model, not a curated record
CACAAGAGGCUUACUUGCGUUUGUUGUGACAUUCCAAACAAAGCUGUUCCUCUGGAUCUCAUUGCUUGCUUUGAGACUCGCACCCAAGUGUCCGCGCAUAGGAUUGCAGCUUGAGUUGCAGUAUUUCAUCUUCACGAUAAUCCCAUGAGGUGUAAAAUGAUCAUACCAGUGAGAUGCUUCACUUGCGGCAAAAUCGUUGGAAACAAAUGGGAGGCAUAUCUUGGUCUUCUGCAAGCUGAGUAUACAGAAGGUGAUGCUUUGGAUGCUCUGGGUCUGAAGAGAUAUUGCUGUCGGCGAAUGCUGCUUGCCCACGUGGAUCUGAUUGAGAAGCUCCUGAAUUAUGCCCCUCUGGAGAAAUAAAUAGCAGAAAGAAUGUGUUAUACUACAUACAUAUGGACCAGCGUGCUGCUAGAACUCCUCAAACUAAGCUGCAGGGGGUUACAAAUGCAGAUCAUCAUGUCCAGUGAAGGAUUUCACUCUCUGGGCAUGCUAUAGGCCCUAGCCACUAACCUCUUGAAAAGAAAUUACUGAAAGAUGAAAUCCACUUACACACAGUUGGGGACUGUAGAUUUAAUUAAAACAGGGAUGGAAGUUCAUCAGAAUCUCAUGGGUUGUGGAGAAUUGUGAUUUUUUUAAAAAACUGUACUUUGUGCUACUGGCAGCAGUUUUAAUAAAGGUUGUCGUUAUAGCCACA